CUCGGAUGUAAAGCACACUCUGACCUUCACAACAAGAGCCCCCCCGUGCACCAGGGGCCCAAAUGGCGACACGGCCGAUUCGCCAUCGUCGUCUCCCGUCGUGAGAUUUGGCGCAGCAUGGAUCUAACUCGAGAGGAACGUAUGCGGUCGCGCAUGCGUGGUGCUGCGCGUCACCAGGUCCAGAAUGCAGACUUCGGCGAUCUGUUCACCAUCCCCGUCAUUGCACCGGACGCCGAAAAUCAACCAGAGCGCGAACCUGGCCCCUUGGCCCAAGCAACUGCAGCCUUGUCCUCGGAGCCAGCUGCGUCCACGCCGGUCCCCUCGGCCACCCAGCAUGUCAGCCCAAACACGUCAGCAAAGAGGAGGCGCCUCGACCCCCGAGGCACUUCCGCACCGGUCCCGAAAUCACAUUCACCAGCCCAGCUCCCAAGGCAGUCAAGUUCCGCGACCCGGCGGUCACCGCCACUCUCUCGGUCCCCCACCGACAGUGUCCAUGGUGGCCUCGCAGAUGCUCCUGCCACCGCGGACGGCCACGAACCCCUCCCAAAACCCACGCCUCCGAGUCGCACCUCGGCCAGCCGCCUGCCGGACAGCAGGUCUGCAGCUCGCGUGCGAGCCGCCCGCCAUCCCUCGCCCCUCACCAUAGCCCAGCACGCUGAGGAGAUCGGCGAAAGCCCGACUGAUCAGCCCGGCAGUGGCCAACGGAGGAGGGUCCGGCACGUCCAAACCGUGACAUCCAGCGCGCUAUUGCAGUCUGCUCUGCGCGCCGACGACGACGACGAUGCUCUCCAAGAUGUGAUGCCAUCCUCGUCGCCUCUGACGCGAAAGUCAAGAAAGAGUACCGCAGCGACGACGGUCUCGGCACCGUCAAGUCGUGCGAGCCUACGGAGAAGUUCGCGUUUGUCCAGCAGCAGCGACGGUGGAGUUGGGGCGCCCUUUUCGGACCCGCUAGCACCAGUUGAGAAUGCUGGUCCUGCAACAGCGCCGAACAGCCAACUGCCAUCACGAGCCGAGGUUAACCCUGCAGAGGUGGACGAGAGCGUCGUCGGUCAGGGGACGGCAUCUGAUCAUCUGGGUUCCGAAGCCGCACAGCCGGUCGACGGAACAGAAGUUGCGCGUCACCUGGGGGAAAAGCGCCAAUUGCGGAGCAAGGCACUUGCGUCGCCUGGAUUGGUGUCUGAGGAACCAAGUGUGAAACGCCCUCGCAAGAUCCCGCGUUCCAAACCAAAGCAGAGGUCGCCGGGAAGGCAAAAGCACCCGAGAGCGCCGCGAGCGAAGUCGCGCAAGCAGAAACCUGCCACGCGGGUGAUGACUGGCCAAGACGCCACAGUGCAACCUAUUUCUCUGAAGAUCCAGCGAUUCACGAGGCCAAGGCGUCUGGACGAAGACGACCCGGAGGCAGAGGACAUUCUUAAUACAGAGAUACCCUUCGCGAGUCGUAGUGGCGUCAACGCUGUGGAUGUCCUGGCUCAGAUGUGCGAGGAACUCAUCAACAGUGGCCAUCACAAAUUGCAGGACACCUUCGACAACGCACAGGACGUCGCUACGAAGAAGGAGCUUCGGGUGAAGCUCAGAGCCUUGGAGGCUUUCCAAGAGGAGACGAGGACCCGUUUCCUGGAACAAACCAUCGCCCUCGAUACCCUAUAUGCGCUGAGGAAGCGUGUCCGUCAAGCACAAAAAAGCAAGCUACGUUUGCGGGAGAGGAUCAUUCAAAUAAGAGCUGAGAGGGAGCAGGUCGCCCUCCGCAUGGACGCCGUCAGGAUGAAGCAUGAAGAGGACGGAAAGGAAGCCUUGCACAACAUCAAGCUAUCAGCGGCAAUGCACGACGUUGAUCUCGCAAUCGAGCAGGGCAGGGCUGCACCCGAGCUUUCAGACAAAGGCCAGAAAGUGGCAGAUCUUGCGAACCUCGAGUUGCUCGUAGAGAGAGUCAGGGAACAGGCAUGCGGCCAUCUCCCUGGAGGGGGCAAUUUGAGGCGCAUCAGGGGUUUCAAUGCGUUUUUGGAGCGUGCUGUUGCAGCGUUAUAAGGCGCUCGUAUUGCAGAGUGGUUGCUGAUGGUCCUCAUAAGGCACUCUGUGGCCAACUGAAGCAAAUGGCGGAGACAGCCGAUCAUUAAACCACUCCUCUGUUGCUUUCGCCCCGCGGACUGCGUCGUGGCCGCAGAACAAUGCCAGUGCCGACAAAGGCAUUCGUCCAAGGGUGUUGCGGCCACUCUGUGAAUAAAGUAAGUUUUGACCAGCCGCAAUCCAUGCCCAGGAAAGUGGUGAAACCAAAAGGCCACCACACCAGGGCCAGACCAUACUAUAGGGUCGUGGGUCCAUUCUUUGCCUCUGCAGUUCAAUAGGCUUGACUACCAAGGGCAUAUAUCAGCCUCAGAGACGCUUCGAUUCUACUGUCUCACUGGGGCUCGCCUGGUGCCAGGACCAGGUCAGUAACAACCAGAAUAUGUGACAUUGCCGUGGUUUCCUCGACAUCCAAGGCUCUCUUCCCGCGUGCGAAGGGCGGCCACGUCGGUACAGGACAAUCAUUGGCCAGUCAAUUGGUCUUGAACCGUCGACGAAAGCGUGCAAAUUGACAAUAGCUUCCAGCAAAUGCUUAUUUGAUUCUCCUGCAGCUCACAACCAAGUGUGCAAAGAGCUCAGCCGGACAACAUCUGCGCUUCGAUAGUUCUCAACAACGCGCUUUCUCAC
Molecule: messenger RNA, 2688 nt
Organism: Diaporthe batatas
Lineage: Eukaryota; Fungi; Ascomycota; Sordariomycetes; Diaporthales; Diaporthaceae
Exons: 4
Coding region: 118-2025 (635 amino acids)
Source: RefSeq, a predicted model, not a curated record